Molecule: messenger RNA, 921 nt
Organism: Gossypium arboreum
Lineage: Eukaryota; Viridiplantae; Streptophyta; Magnoliopsida; Malvales; Malvaceae
Exons: 2
Coding region: 1-921 (306 amino acids)
Source: RefSeq, a predicted model, not a curated record
AUGUCCUGCAUUAAGAACUGUGUAUCAGAUGUAAUCUUAACAAGGAUCAUAGCCUGUGAGACACCAAAGCAAGCCUGGGACAGAUUGAAGGAGGAGUUUCAAGGGACUGAAAGAACAAGGCAACAACAGCUUCUGAACUUGAGAAAGGACUUCGAGAACUUGAAGAUGAAGGAAGAAGAAACUGUUAAGCAGUAUUCAAACAGAAUUAUGGCUGUAGUUAACAGCAUAAGGCUCCUUAGAGAGCAGUUCAAUGAAGCAAGAAUAGUGGAGAAAGUCCUCUCAACCUUACCUGAUAGGUAUGAGGAAAAAAUAUCCUCUCUCGAAGAUUCAAGGGACCUGACCAGCAUCUCUUUGACAGAGCUGAUUAAUGCUCUUUAUGCACAAGAGCAAAGAAGGGCCAGUAGACUCGAGGAGCACCAAAAAGGUGCAUUCCAAGCUAAAACCAAGCCUGCCUCAAGCUCUACUAUCAACAAAGGCAAGAAGACUUGGAGUGACAAGUCAAAGACAGAUUCUUCAAGAAGAUGGGAUAGGCCAUGUAGGCAUUUCUCCUGUUCAGCUCCUCAAGACAAAGAGUCAAGUGGCUUGCUUCUAGACAGUGGCUGCACUAAUCACAUGUCACCAGAUGCUGCCAUUUUCAAGUCAUUAGACAGAAGCUACAAGAUCAAAGUAAAGGUUGGCAAUGACCAUUUUAUCAAGGUAGAGGGCAAAGGGGAUGUGUUGAUAUGCACUCCCACAGGUAACAAACUCAUUUCAAAUGUGUUGCUUGUACUUGAAAUUGACAGAAACUUGCUCAGCAUAGCUCAGUUGUUGGAAAAGGGCUAUUCAGUUGUGUUUAAGGGCAGUGAAUGCAAAAUUAGUGAUCCAAGUAGAUCCAUGCUCAUGACAGUGGCCAUGAUAGAUAAAAUUUUUGCUGUUGACUAG